Molecule: messenger RNA, 510 nt
Organism: Purpureocillium takamizusanense
Lineage: Eukaryota; Fungi; Ascomycota; Sordariomycetes; Hypocreales; Ophiocordycipitaceae
Exons: 1
Coding region: 1-510 (169 amino acids)
Source: RefSeq, a predicted model, not a curated record
AUGCGACUCCUACCGAACAUCAUCAUCCUUGCCGUCGCCACGGCGGCGAUGGCGGACUACCAAACCAUGAAACUCCCCGUUUACCCCCUCACCAAGAUGGGUUCCCGUGACGACACAGACUCGAACAUCUCACACCGGAGGGACACUUGCGUCACACCAAAGAUAGACUGCAAUGGAGGCUGCAUGCCUGCGCACGCCACCUGCUGUCCCACCAAAGGCUUUUGCAACUCUGGCGAAGUUUGCGACGGUGACGGCUGCUGCCCGAUAUUCAAGAAAUGCUCUGGAGUAGUGGGGGGUUGCGCGUCCAACCAGGAGAAAUGCAAGGACGGCUGCAUGGCAAAGGGCGGGGACUGCUGCAGCGAUGGAAAGUUCUGUGAUCCGGGGUAUACUUGUUCAAGUGGCGGCAAGUGCCGCGGAAGUGGCAAGUCGGACGGCGCAAGCAUGGGCUUCGGCAACUUGGCUGCUAUUGCACUCGGGGCACUUCCAGUCGCCGCGAUGGGUCUGGCCUAG